UGCUGAGGACACUUGUUGAACGCGGCAGGCAGAGGAAACCGCCCAUCCAGCUCAGUUUAAGGUUUCUGCAGCACACGAGGACAACUCAUGCACUAAGAUUUUUAUUUUUACCAGAACCUUCAGAAAUUACCGGACUAUUUUAUUCUCCGUGGAAUCGUUUCUAAAACCACUAAAACGCUUCAGACUAGGAGUAUAUUCGCUGAAAAAUAACUCAAUAAAUCAUCCAAAGCUCUCAGAAUGUCUACCGAGGAGGCUCCAGCUCAGCAGCAGCAGGUGAAGAAGCCCGACGAACCGCCUCCUGCAGCCGCGGAGGGGCCGCAGGAGUCCGCCGGCGGUGGUGGCGGCAGCCCCGCAGCCGAGGAGAAGACUCUCUCCAACCGCGCGCUGGUCCUGACGGGGUACGGAGGCUACGACAAGAUCAAGCUGCAGGAGAAGCCGCUGAAGAGCCCGCAGCUGCAGCCGGGAGAGGUGCUGGUGCGCGUCAAGGCGUGCGGCUUGAACUUCGCUGAGCUGCUGGGCAAACAGGGUCUGUACGAGCUGCUGCCCUCCCCGCCCGUGGUUCUGGGGAUGGAGGGCUCGGGGGUCGUUGAAGCCGUCGGAGAGGAUGUGAAGGACAGGAAAGUGGGGGAUCGCGUUAUUGCCAUGAACCGCAGCGGCAUGUGGCAGGAGUGGGUGGUUGUCCCUGCUCAGAGGACCUUCCCCAUGCCUGAGGAGAUGAGCUUUGAGGAAGCUGCUGCUCUUCCCAUAAACUACAUGACGGCGUACAUGAUGCUCUUUGAAAUGGCCAACCUCAGGCCUGGAAAAAGCGUCCUAAUUCACAUGGCAGCAGGCGGCGUCGGCGUUGCUGCCACCCAGCUGUGUCAGACGGUGAAGGAUGUGACCGUCUUCGGAACGGCAUCCGCCUCCAAGCACGAGGUCAUCUCUCAAGGAGGGGUCACGCACCCCAUCGAUUACCGCACCAAAGAUUACGUGACGGAGAUUCGCAAAGUUAGCCCGAAGGGCGUGGAUAUCGUGCUUGACCCUCUCGGUGGCUCUGACACCCAAAAAGGCUUCAGUUUACUGAAACCUCUGGGGAUCCUUAUAGUCUUUGGUGCAGCCAACUGUGUGACGGGCCAGAAGAAGAACCUUUUUGCCAUGGCGAAAACCUGGUACAACCAGCUGUCCCUCAACACCAUGAAGCUGAUGCAGACCAACAAGGCCAUCUCCGGCUUUCACCUGGGCUACAUCUCUGACGAGGAGCUCUUUGAGAGGACCCUGACCAGUCUGCUGGAGCUCUACCGGCAGGGAAAGAUCAAGCCCCGCAUCGACUCCUGCUAUCACUUCGAGGAGGUGGCUGAAGCCAUGAGACGCAUGCACGAACGUCAGAACAUCGGGAAGGUCGUCCUCCUUCCUGAACCCAAGAAGAAGGAGGAGAAGUCUGAGGUUGAUGCUGCAGAAAACGUAGAGAAAAACGAAGCUGCUGUCAGUGAAAAGAAGGAGGAGGAAGAGGAGGAGGAGGUCAAAGCAGAAAACUGAGCGAGGGGGUCUUUACACACUUGGUUCACAGGUUUGUUGACACUUUCAAAAAUGGGGGAGAAAACACAUGAAAUGUCUUGAAUUCUCAGAUUUGUCAGUAUUUUUUAAAUGUUUCCAGUGGACGUUUUUUUUCUGUGCAAUAUGUCAAUAAUUCAGUGUUUUUUAUUUGCUUGUUUUGGUCAUGCUUUUUCACAAUAAAUGUUUACUCUAUGCGUUGAUGCAACAUCAGAAGAAAUGUGUGUUUAUAUUGACAACCGAGAAACACAACUGGAGCGACCUUAACAGACCCACUCCGAUCGUCUUCUGAGGUUUUUGUGGUCUUCAUUGUGACGAUGCAGUUUUUAGCCAAAAUUUAAAAGCUUGUGUCAGACAUAGUCUCUGCAGAGCAGCAGUAGUUCAUUAGCAAUUAUCCUCAGAGUUGUGUGGCCAGUAGAGCAACCCCGCCCCCUUUCCCGUCCCAGUUACUAAGAGCUCAGAGCGGCGAGCUUUAGACCCAACCAACUUUUUUUCUACAUCACAAAUACAAUCUUUUUCAAACUGUCGCAACCAUAUGAAAAAAGAAAUACUCAGAAAUGCAACUUUUAGCUUAAUUUGCUUAAUAUAUGUUCUCCAUCAUCAGAACGAUGCCACAAGAACAUGUUAUAACGCCAAAAACACGCAUUUUAUCAGAGUGGGUUCAAUGACAACUAACAUUGGGAUGUAGCAGCAUUUAUAAAACAAACCUACUUUAAGUCAGAUCCAGCAUAGUAAUGUUUAUAUUAACAUACAAAUUAUGUUCUGUCAUAUAAACUAAAUAAAAAAACAAUAAAAAUGUAAGAACACAUCAGGAAACACUACUACUAAAAUAAAUAAAACACUUGGAUCCUUCGCAAAGCUAAACCAGUAUUUGUUUAAACAUUUUUUGCAUAUUCUUUAUCAAAACUCAACAUAAUGUUUAGGAAGCUGAUAAAAGUGCAAAUAUUUCAAUCCAAAGAUAAAUAAAUUGUGAUUGUGAUAAAUCAACAUUUUUUAGAAUGUUUGGAGAGUUUGAGGAAAGUUCAGGUCAUUUUUCUUCACUUUUUUGUGCCAAACCAGGCGAUCUUUGGUAACAAUCGGAUGGACUUCCCGUUUUUUUGGCAGUUGCUCGUGGAUUUCCUUUGAAAGAAUGGCACGGAGCACCUUUUGGGAAGCUUUAUUCCUUUAGUUUUACUUCGUUUUGACCGUUUUUUUUCCGUGUUUUUCUUUAUUUUCUCUCCCUGAAGCUAAAGGAGCGUUGGAUGUUUUUGUUGCUUUGCAAUUACAAACCAUGCUUUAGUGGAAUCCGAUGACCACGUUUUCUAUUGUUUUUUUUUCUGCUUGGAAAGCUGGAAGCUUGUGAUUAACUUGGAUUUGCUCAUUCCAGCUUUUUAUUUUUAUUUUUUUAAUUACGAGCAUAACCGAAAUACACAAUCUGGUUGAGAAGAAUUGACUCAGGAGCUUUUUGCCUUGGAUGUAAUCCAACACCGUGACGCAGAUGAUAGAAGCAGAGCACUAACGUCUGCUCCGACCACACGUCCAACCCCUCACAUUCCUCUGUCGUCAUCCCCCCACUCUCUGCUGCCUUAUGUCUCCCAAACUUCCAAAUGAGCUCCCCAGAUAUUGUUUUAUGUUUGUGACGAUCUGUUCUUUUGGACAAAAGUUAAGUUUGACUUUUCAGUGUCUAAAAAUCUGAGGUGUUAACCAAAGUCAUCCACUAAUGCUUUUCUUAUUGCUUUAAUAUGUUUUUUUAUAUUUUUUUAUGACUAAUGCAUGCUUUAUUUUUCAAAUAAAACACUUAGAAGCAUAGUCAAAUUAAAACUCUUUUCAUUAUGUAUUAAUGUUUAAUGGGGCCAUCUGGUGGUCAGAUGAAGUACUACACCCUUUCCUAAAGUUGUUUUAGUUGUGCACCACCAUUAAAAAAAUUAAAUUUAUGAAGUAAAAUAAAUGCAUUAGUAAUGGGUAAGUUAGUUUAAAUAGAGUUUUAUGUUUUUCUUUUUUUAUAUCCACAACACUGUAAUCAUAAAAAAGUGAAAUCCAACAUUUUAUGUACAUUUUAUCCAAAAGUUCCUUUCCUGUACUGAGCCUUAAAGGUGUGUGGUAUACAUUUUCGUCUUUUUCUCAUGUAUUUCUGCAUUGAUGUCACUGCAGGUUUUUUCACCCUCAUUUUUUUUAUUCUUAUAAACACUUUUUAUGGCCUUCUGUCUUCACAUGGCACUGACUUGUCUGCAUCAUUAAACUGUUCUCUGCUCGGAAGUUUCUGGAUUCCUCUACAGUAUUUCAACACAUCUGUGUAGUAAUGAGCCAGUUAUUCAAAGUAAAAGUCUGUAACCUG
Oryzias latipes (Japanese medaka) is the source of this 3844-nucleotide messenger RNA. RefSeq names its product synaptic vesicle membrane protein VAT-1 homolog. The record is from RefSeq and is a predicted model, not a curated record. NCBI's taxonomy places the organism in Eukaryota, Metazoa, Chordata, Actinopteri, Beloniformes, Adrianichthyidae. Gene Ontology annotation, molecular function: oxidoreductase activity. Gene Ontology annotation, cellular component: mitochondrial outer membrane. Gene Ontology annotation, biological process: negative regulation of mitochondrial fusion.